AUGAUGAACGGUUACGACGAGAAGCGCAGCUACGGCGACGAGCCCGAGGUGGGCGGCUUCGUGCGCGCUUUUGAUGCUUUUCCCAAAUCAAAACCUCAAUAUGUCACGCGGACAUCGGACGGUGGCAAGUGGACGGUCGUCAUGAGUGUGAUAUCGCUGGUCCUCCUGUGGACGGAGCUCGGACGCUGGUGGCAGGGCGAGGAAAACCACACUUUCGCUGUAGAGAAGGGCGUCGGGCACGAGAUGCAGAUCAACCUCGACAUUGUGGUGCACAUGCAAUGUAAGGACCUCGACGUCAAUGUACAGGAUGCCGCGGGCGAUCGCAUCUUUGCCGAUACCAAGCUGCGCGAGGACGCGACCCUCUGGACCCAGUGGGCAGACCACACAGGCAUUCACAAACUGUCCGCCGAUGCCAAUGGCCGUGCCGUCACCGGCGCUGGCUGGCACGACGAGGGCUUUGGCGAGGAGCACGUCCACGACAUCGUCCACCAGGGGAAAAAGAGGGCCAAGUGGGCCAAGACGCCGAAGCUCAAGGGCGGCCAGGGCGACUCGUGCCGUAUCUACGGAAGCCUCGACCUCAACAAAGUCCAGGGAGACUUUCACAUCACUGCUCGUGGUCACGGGUAUUUUGAGUUUGGAGAGCAUUUGGACCACAAGAACUUCAACUUCUCCCACAUUGUCAACGAGCUGUCCUUCGGCCCCUUCUACCCCUCGCUCGUCAACCCUCUCGACCGCACUGUCAACGUCGCCGCCGCACACUUCCACAAGUUCCAGUACUUCAUGUCUGUCGUCCCCACGGUAUACAGCAUGGGCACCUCGAAGCGCAACACAAUCUUCACCAACCAGUACGCCGUGACCGAGCAAUCCCAUGAGGUCGGCGAGCGCACCGUGCCGGGCCUUUUCUUCAAGUACGACAUUGAGCCGAUCCUCCUGACCAUUGAGGAGCGCCGUGCGGGGUUCUUCGGGUUCGUCAUCAAGGUGAUCAAUCUCAUCAGCGGUGUCCUUGUCGCCGGCCAUUGGUGCUUCACCUUCAGCCAGUGGGCAGGCGAGGUUGCGGGCCGGAGGAGGCGCACUGGACAGAGCGCGGGCAUGAUUGGCGUCAAGGGGGACUACACUGAUUAG
Microdochium trichocladiopsis is the source of this 1122-nucleotide messenger RNA. Its product is annotated as endoplasmic reticulum vesicle transporter-domain-containing protein. The record is from RefSeq and is a predicted model, not a curated record. The transcript has 3 exons. Gene Ontology annotation, biological process: endoplasmic reticulum to Golgi vesicle-mediated transport; retrograde vesicle-mediated transport, Golgi to endoplasmic reticulum. Bases 1 to 1122 code for a protein of 373 amino acids. Gene Ontology annotation, cellular component: endoplasmic reticulum; Golgi membrane; endoplasmic reticulum membrane. NCBI's taxonomy places the organism in Eukaryota, Fungi, Ascomycota, Sordariomycetes, Xylariales, Microdochiaceae.